UCAUCAUAAGUCACUAUGUACAGGUUAGACUUGAAUUACAUGCCAGCCUCUAAUCUAUUUGUUUUUCUCUUAACAGAUCUCUCUGAUCUUGAUCCAAAUGCUGAUUUGAAAUCGCCAAUUUCAUUGGUUCACGAAAUUGCUUUGAAGAGAAAUUUGACGGUAACAUUUGAGGUUAUUCGUGAAUCUGGGCCUCCACAUGUUCGAACAUUUGUCACAGUAUGCAUAGUCGGAGAGUACAAAACUGAGGGUGAAGGCACAGGAAAGAAGGUCAGCAAAAAACGAGCGGCUGAAUUAAUGCUGGAAGAACUUCGCAAGCUUCCAGCACUUCCCCCAACAACUCUGGUACGCAUCAAGCGUAAACCCACCACCAAGAAGAAAAGCAGAAACCUCAUCAAGGUGGGUCCAGAGGCAAGUACACCAUCGAUGCUUUUAUUCCCGCAUGUUUGUUUUGGCGGCUGAACAAGUCUUAUUUAC
Messenger RNA from Procambarus clarkii (red swamp crayfish), 474 nucleotides. Lineage: Eukaryota; Metazoa; Arthropoda; Malacostraca; Decapoda; Cambaridae. The record is from RefSeq and is a predicted model, not a curated record.